AUGGAGGAACAAGUAGACGUACUCAUAUGUGGUGGCGGCUCCGCCGGUCUAUGUGCCGGAGUCUGGCUCUCCCGCUGUGGUAUCCGUUUCCGGAUCCUAGAACAACGAGACGGGCCGCUUAAAAGGGGACAAGCCGAUGGGGUUCAGUGCCGAACGACGGAAAUAUUCGAGAGCUUCGGGCUUUCUGAUACUCUUCUCAACGAAGCCUACCAUGCCUCCGAGUUGGCAUUUUGGGCUCCAGAAGAUGGUGGCACCGAAAUCAGGCGCACGCAUUUUGCCGCCGAUAGGUUGUCUAGUGUAAGCCAUCUACCGCACGUUCUCCUCGGCCAGGCUAGGAUGAAUGAAUUGCUCACGAAUGAGAUGGAGAGUACGGCAGGAAGGUCGUGCGUCGAGUAUGGUUGCGAGGUCUUAAGCGUAGAGGUUGAUAGCGAGAAUGCGCGGGAUCCCGAUGCAUAUUGCGUUACUGUGACAGUAUUAAAAGAUGGGACGAAACGGAAAUUCCGUACGAAAUAUGUUCUAGGCAGCGACGGAGCUCACAGCGCUAUCCGGAAAUCACUUGGCUUUAAGAUGGUCGGCGAUACGAGCGAUUCCGUUUGGGGAGUGAUGGAUAUUUAUCCCCGGACUAACUUCCCCGACAUCCGCAAGAAGACAAUGAUUCAGUCGGGGGCAGGUAACACGAUAAUCAUACCUCGAGAAGGAGACCUGCAAGUUCGCUUCUACAUAGAGCUGAAGGGUACAAUUGCAAAAGACGUCACGCUAGAAGAGCUUCAUGAAAAGCUCCGGCUAAUUCUCCAUCCGUACGAUCUAGAAGUAGCCGAAACAGCAUGGUGGUCUGCGUAUUCUAUUGGCCAACGCCUUGCUGACCACUUCCACAAAGACUACCGCGUCUUCCUAAGCGGCGACGCCUGCCACACUCACUCUCCCAAAGCGGGACAGGGGAUGAACGUCAGUUUACAAGAUGGCUAUAACAUCGGUUGGAAGUUAGCAGCUGUCAUCCGAGGGCAGGCUACGCCAGAGUUACUUGAGACGUAUGUCUCGGAGCGACAAAAGACUGCUACAGAACUAAUCGAGUUUGAUCGAACCUGGACUAAACUCUUCUCGUCUUCAUACCGUAAGGAGCAUGGUAUCACACCAGAGCAGUUCCACGAUAAGUUCCUCCUGUCUGCUCGGUAUACCGCGGGUCAUGCUACCAAUUACAACGACUCUAUAAUAGUUUCUGCGAAGACCAGUGAAGCUUCCUUGGCCACUGGCUUAACUAUCGGGAUGGCACUCCCGAGUGUUCCAGUAAUCCGCUUCACUGAUGCUCGCGUAAUGCAACUGGUCCGAUUCUUACCGGCCCAAUCCUGGUGGCAUGUAUUAGUAUUUCCCGGGGAUAUACGCGAUUCUCGGACUUUGUCGCGGUUACGGAAUUUUUCAUCCGGCCUACAGCAGGUAGUCGAUGCCUUCACGCCGCCAGAUGUCGACCGCGAUGCAGUCAUUAACCCUAUACUCCUAUUCUCGUCAGGACGUACAGAAGUUGAACCAGACCAGAUCCCUGCUGUUUUUACACCCAUCGUAAGCAAGUGGAAGAUGAAGUGCCUCACCAAAGUCUUCUCUGACGAUGAUGGAUACAAUUCGCCAUCCGGUCGCGCGUAUGAAACGUAUGGGAUAGAUCCUAACCGAGGUGCGGUAAUCAUUAUCCGACCAGAUCACUAUAUAUCCAAGAUUUGCUCAUUAGAAAGUAUCAACGCCAUAAUGGUAUUUUUCGACAGAUUUAUGAAACGGAAAGCAGUUUGA
This is a messenger RNA of Daldinia childiae, 1776 nucleotides long. RefSeq names its product 3-hydroxybenzoate 4-monooxygenase. The record is from RefSeq and is a predicted model, not a curated record. Gene Ontology annotation, molecular function: FAD binding. Lineage: Eukaryota; Fungi; Ascomycota; Sordariomycetes; Xylariales; Hypoxylaceae. The transcript has 5 exons. The coding region runs from base 1 to 1776 and encodes 591 amino acids.